[Torrubiella] hemipterigena is the source of this 1907-nucleotide messenger RNA. The record is from the annotation of a GenBank genome assembly. NCBI's taxonomy places the organism in Eukaryota, Fungi, Ascomycota, Sordariomycetes, Hypocreales, Clavicipitaceae.
AUAAGCUCGGAGCGGCGGGGGACGAUGCGGAGAAGGUCCAUCGAAAUCAACCGCUGCGGGCAAGUCGCUAAGAGCGCCGCCAGCCGAUUGGAGAGCACUGUGCGAGGCGGGACAGCUAGCUGCCCGCAAAAAAAAAAGAGUGAGAGCGGCUGGCGGGCAGCUGGCAGAUGUAACUUGGCAGCUGCAUCAUCAUCUACUUGUUUUUUUUCCUUUGACGUGUGCCACUCUACUCACUUCUUCAUUCAUCAUCCUCUUUAGCAAUUUUUAUUCAUUUCUAGUGCUUCAUCAACUCGGACACACCACAUACACACACACACACACACACAUCAUGGCUCCUCUUACAACAAAUCUCCGUGCCCCCAACGGCUUCAACAUCACACUCCCCACCGGCCUCUUCAUUAACAACGAAUUCGUGCCCGCCACAUCUGGCCAGAAGAUUACCAGCAUUUCUCCCAUUAACGGCGAGAAGAUUUGCGACGUCGAUGCCGCUUCCCCCGCAGAUGUCGACAAGGCUGUUGCUGCCGCCAGCGCCGCCUUCAACUCUAGCGCAUGGCGCGACAUCACCGGCCACGAGCGCGGUGCUCUGAUGCACAAGCUCGCUGAUCUCGUUGAGAAGAACGCCAAGACCCUUGCCACCAUUGAGACCUGGGACAACGGCAAGCCUUACCUCGUUGCGCUCAACGACGAUAUUGGCGAGGUUCUUUUCUGCCUCCGCUACUACGCUGGCUUUGCCGAUAAGCUUCACGGCCAGACCAUCCCCACCAACAAGAACAAGUUUGCAUACACUCUCAAGCAGCCUCUUGGUGUUUGCGGUCAGAUCAUCCCUUGGAACUACCCUCUCGCCAUGGCUGCCUGGAAGCUUGGCCCUGCUCUUGCUACUGGCAACACCAUUGUCAUGAAGCCUGCUGAGCAAACCCCUCUUUCAAUUCUCUACUUUGCCAACCUUAUCAAGGAGGCUGGAUUCCCUCCUGGUGUCAUCAACAUUGUCAACGGUUUCGGCAGGGAUGCUGGAUCUGCUCUCGUCAAGCACCCUGAAGUUAGAAAGGUUGCCUUUACUGGUUCCACCGCCACCGGCCGCGAAAUCAUGAAGAUGGCCUCUGGCACCAUGAAGAACAUCACCCUCGAGACCGGCGGCAAGUCUCCUCUCAUCAUCUUUGAGGAUGCCGAUAUUGAUCAGGCUGCUAAGUGGGCGUACAACGGUAUCCUCUACAACCAGGGUCAGGUCUGCUGUGCUACCUCUCGCCUGCUUGUCCACGAGUCCGUCGUCGACAAAUUUGUCCAGCGCUUCACAUCCGUCAUCAAGGCCCAGGCCAUCACUGGUGACCCCUUUGCCGAGUCAACUACCCACGGCCCCCAGGUUUCAUCUGCUCAGUACGACAAGAUCUUGGGUUUCAUUGCUGGUGCUCGCAAGCAGGGAGCCAAGCUCGAGCUCGGUGGUGAGUCUGCUACCCCUACCGCCGGUCGCGGCAAGGGUUUCUUCGUCCAGCCUACCGUCUUCUCGGGCGUCACCUCGAAGAUGGAUAUCUUCCAGGAGGAAGUCUUUGGUCCCGUGGUCACUGUUACACCCUUCAAGACCGAGGAGGAGGCUAUUGCGCUCGCCAACGACUCCAUCUAUGGUCUCGCUGCCGCUCUCUUCACUGCCGACAUUGCCCGCUCGCACAAGGUAGCAGAGCGCCUGGAGGCUGGCAUGGUCUGGGUCAACUCUUCCAACGACUCGGAUCCUUGUGUUCCCUUUGGUGGUGUCAAGCAGAGUGGUAUUGGCCGCGAGCUGGGUGAGGCUGGUCUUGCCGGAUACCUCGAGACCAAGGCUGUGCACAUCAACAUUGGCUCAAAGCUGUAAAUUAACAAAUAGUAGUAAAAUCUCUCAUGUAUUUAAAAUAGCGCAAAAUGAAUCUAUUUCUUGAACU